This is a messenger RNA of Orbicella faveolata, 10008 nucleotides long. RefSeq lists its product as uncharacterized. NCBI's taxonomy places the organism in Eukaryota, Metazoa, Cnidaria, Anthozoa, Scleractinia, Merulinidae. The record is from RefSeq and is a predicted model, not a curated record.
AAUAUGUCAGAGAUAGGUUCAACGUUUUAUGAUACUAUGAUUUAUUUUUUGGCAGAAUGUAAUGGAAUUGAUAGAUCAAUAACAAUGAACUGGGCAGAAUUCCUCAUCCUUGGUUGGAUUUUGGUUUUAGUUCAAACACCAUAUGUUGUACCUACUAGGAGAGAUGAUGUUGGUAUAACAGUAGGAACGCCCUUAAUAACUUUGGUUGGUGGAAAGAUAGGUGACAAAAACGAUCAGAAAAAUAGCAGCAAGGAAACAAAGCCGGUUUCUGACUCAAGGCUCGUAAAAGGGAGAAAAGAUGAUAAUGAUGAUGAUGAUGUCGCGGGUGCAGUUUUGGAAGACAAUAUGUCAAACAAUUACGACGCUUCAAACUUUGUUUCAACGGAAGGAGGGAAUGAAGAAGAUGGCCUUAAGCCUGAAGAGGAGGUCUUAUCGCCUUCAAGACUUACAGAGAAACUUUAUGGGUUAUUAGAAAACCAAGACGCAGAGAUGUCUGGAUCUCAUACAGAGAAGGAUCCUUCGGGAAGCGAGAUCCUCACUGGUCCCAUGGAACAAGCGAUUGCUAAUAAUAACGGCACGUUUAUAUAUCAAAGUAAAGGACAGACAGCAAGUUCUGUCAGUGACGAGGAACAUACAUCUCUUGGAAGAGAAGAUAAAUUAAUGAGUGUACGGGUACGGCAACAACUAUUAAACGAUCCUCUGGCCAAAGUAUCGUAUGUGUUAAACCAAGGAAGAUUUAAUCCGCAUCAGGUAUUACAAUCACAUCAAAAUGGAGAAACUGUUAGUAUGAACAGUGAUGAUACUUACAGUGACUUCGAAAAAGGUGAAACUGGUAAUCAAUCGGUGAUCGAAGAAGACCACAAAGGUUUACAUGAAGUCAAGAUGACUUCAAACAAUUCCUCUGAUGAUCCUGAUUUAGAAAUGGAUAGCGGCUCUGCCUCAUGGCAGGAUCCAAACGAAGUGAACCCGUAUUUUAAUAAAACACUCGAUACUACGACGCCUACAUUGUACCCAAGUGAAAUGACUCCCGAGAUUUCGAAUCAGUCAGUGGUAUCUGAAGAAGCUGGACUCACUAAUUCGUCACAAGGUUUAAACAGCCAGCUUCCAAACCUUGUAGAAAACGUUGUAGAGCGUCUGGGUGAAAAAGGAUCCAAGUUCGUUUCAGUGGAACUAGCAAAACAUCCAAUAAUUAAAGAUGUUUGGGCCAACGCGAUUGCACAAGCUCUCGUUAAAGAAAGUAAUAAAAUAUCUCAGCUUGAACUCGAGAGGAAAUCAGAAAACGCUUCGUCCAUAGACUAUGACCCCAGAAGGAUCACUGAAUCAUUAAAAAGCUUGUCUAACCUGACUGAAGAGAGAGUACAAGCUCAGUCCAAAACAAAACCCAGUUAUGAAAAUGCUGAUAGUUCAAUGGCGAUCACUCAAAUGAAGGAAACAGUACAUGCAGUAGAGCAGGGACUUAAGGAUGCGCCAAGCAAAAAGCCAAGUAGGGCAAGUGCUGACAAAAAACUGAUGUUAAAUCAAAUAAAUGGUCCAGCACGUGCAGUAGAGGCCAUGCUAAAAACUGAGUCCAAAACAAAGGCUACUAACAGAACGGCUGGUAGUCCACCGUUGUUAAACCAAACGAAAGAAUCAGCAUACGCAAUGGCAGUCAGUAAUAGAACUUUGUCACCUUCUGUCCACGAAACACCAAGAUUUGGACAUGAAUUAUCCAAUAAAACACCAGUGCCUGCUAGACAGGAUAACUUGAACAUUACGAUUCAUAAUGUCCAGGACAGUGUAAGCGCCAAAGAAGGAGGCCAACUGGAGGUAAUGAAGAGACCUUUUAAUAACGUAAUAGGAAGGGGAAACAAUCAGCCUUAUUUUGUCUCUAAAAGCGGCGAACGACUUGCAGGUGGGAACGACAUGAAAACCAGCGGUCAACAAGUCUUUGGCAGUAAACCAGGUCUGACGCCCGUUGGAUUCAUUUCCAACAAAGAAAUCCCAACACAAUUCGAAGGUCUUACUAAAGAAUACUUAUUUGAUAACAAGCCAAUUCUGACAACCAAUAAAUUGAGUUCAACAAGAUGGGCAGGAAUUCGUGAAGAACAAAGAGUUCAAAGUAGCUCAGAUUUGGCACCUCCUGCUAAAGGAACAGUUUCAGGAGCAUCUGCAGAUCGGGUCAUAGAUGCGCCUUUUCUUUACAGCAACUUCACUAGUUUGGAUCCUGACGAGACAAAAUACCUGCAGCUGAAUCUCAUGAAUGAUCCAGUGGCGAAGGAAGGGUUUUCCGAUUCCGAUGGUCCCUAUGGAGGUCAACAACAGCUACAAGAUGAAGACGCUCAAGAAGCUAGUUAUAUUGAGCGCCAAAUAAACGACGCCGGGCACAUCGUGGGAGAACUUUUACCCAGCCUUAACAGCACUAUGUCGAGAGACAGCAAUAGUGAAGCGAGCUACAUUUCGGGUCAAAUUUUGGGUGAUCCUUUUGCCAAAGCUGAACUGGCAGAAUCAUUUGCAGGAAAUAAAAAUUUGAUAAAUAAAGAAAAUAGAGCAAACUCUCAAAUCAUGGCUUCAGUUUUCAAUGAGGACAAGGUAGCUCCGAGCUCUGACCAACACGGAAACAGUGCAUUUCAACAUCGUCCCCACUCUGAUACUUCACACCCUUUUUCCAGUGAAGAAGUUGCAAGUUUGGGAACGCGUACUUCUCCGUAUAGUAACGACUUCAGCUAUUGGGAUGCCACAAAAAUGCGAUCUGAUGGAGGUCAGAUGGUUCUAAGUCCAAAAACUGUUUCAGAUAUUUCAGCUGUGGAUCUUGCCCCAAUAAGUCAUCUCGAGGGUUUUCAAAACGCAUUUAACUUGAACCAACCAAAGACCUUUAUGUAUCAACCACUAGAUGAGGAGAAUGAUCGAACGGAGUUAAUGACCGGAGGUGACUUAACAAACGAUGUGGCACCACAAGGAGCGAAUCCUUUUCUGGCAGCAACGGUGCGUCCGCAGAAGAAACAGCUGAUACACAUAGAGAAAACAAACCAUGGCAGGAAGACACAUCGGAAAGCAACUACCAAUUCAUCAUCCUCAUCAAGUGCGCUCAGUAAUUUAUCGAAGUUGAAAUAUAUCAAGACGUCGUCCAAGCAUUUUGUCAUUAGGAACAAACCAACAAAAUCAAGGGAUCAACCAGGGACUCGAGAGUCUGAAAUAAGUCCAACUUCGGUCAUAUUUGGACUUACUGCAAAUGAAAUGAAAGAGCUUGAAAAACAUUUGGCUCACAGACCGCAAAGUUUAGGCGCUAUCGCAGAACAUGGCAGUGUUCAGAAGGGAGCACCUGCAACUAAAGAGUAUUACAAUACAAGGACGGAUGAAGAGCAGGGAAAGUCAGACGCUUCCAUGAAAAGGAUUGUCGAUGCGAUAUUGAAGCAGCGAAAGCUGAACCACAAAGCGAGAGAAACAAGUCGAAGAGCCCAUACAGUAUCACACAAAAGGAAGCACGCCAAGCUAUUGCCUCAUAAGUCUUUCCAAACGUUUCAUAAACACAAGAAAAUUAACCAUGGCUUGAACAACAAGAGAGAUUUAGAGUCUUGGGAGUCUUCAACUGACGUGCUAAACAGCGAUCUAGAUCAGAUACGUGGCCUUAGUCCAAAGGCUCAGGAAGAUAUCUCAAAUGUCAUCAUGAGAGAUUUCGAAGGACAACAAAGACAUGCUAAAGGGAUGGAAACGUUUCCAUUUGAUGAGAGGGAUCCUGCUUAUGCUUUUGAACGUUCAUUAUAUAACCAGGUGUUGGACAAGACCUUAAGACAUCUCAUGGGUUCUCGGAAAUACAGUCAAGGACGACUCACAGACGAUGAAAAUAUAGAAACUAGAACAGAUAAGCUUCACAAGAAAAGCGAGGCUCCCGAUGGUGAUCAAUUCAAAGAUAUCAAUUUGAACAUUUCUGUUGUAAAGAAAGGCAAUAAAAUUCUAAAUGGUGAUGUGAUUCCGCUUGAUGACGUCAAAAACGACCUAGCUCAAGGAUUGUUACUCGAAACAUUGCGCAAAGAAAGCGAAGGUGAUUUGCAGUACGUAAACGCUGUACAAAAGCAUGACAUAAACAGAAUGAAAAACAUGUUUCAAAGUGCUGGUGACGAGAUUGGAAUCAAGAGGAAUUCAAGACCCGCAAAAGAAAGGCAUUCCAAAGUAACCAAGUUGGCAAAGAAGAGGGAUGUAAGUGAUUGGAAGACAGAGUUCAGUGACGGCACUUUUCGAAGCCCUGACUUUGAGAGACAGUUGUCGCACGCCUUGAGUCAAGAAAGCGAACAGGAUUUGACCUACGUGGAUGCGCUACAGGAUUUGGAUAAACAGGGAUUUAAGACAAUCCGCCAGCCUGAAGACCUGAUCGGUUCCCGAAGAGCUAUUUCACAGAGUUCGCUGCGUCAGGAAGCAGAACACAAAUCAAAAGAUGGCAGUCCCAGGGAAUCUCUUGCAAAUUCCCAAGAAAAACUAAGGGCUUUCAUGCAGAAUUCCAAAAGCAACGAUGAAGACGACGCCAAUGGAAAACGUGGAAACGGUGGAAAUGAAAAAUGGACAUCAUCUACAAUCAAUGAAAGUGUAUUUCGCGAUUUGACGCCAGAGGGGAAAGUACUGAGUUCCGAUUAUAAAGAUUUAGGAAAUUUUGGGUCUGAUGCUCAAUCUCAGCUCGCAUCGAUUUUACGAACUGCAAACAAUGGCGAUCAGAGAGAUUUAAAAGAGCUGGAAAAGAUGGAUAGCGACGAUGAAAAAGACGUAGAGAGUCUUUUCAAGUCAUCUUCAGAAAUCCUUAAAAGGUCAAUCGAAGGCAAACCAGUUGUGAAGAAGGAAGGUACGAUCGAAACUAUAGCAGACGUUUCAGAUCCUGGUUCAAAAGAAAAAGAGAUAAAUAUUGUUGUGAGCGGUGAUGAGGAAGAAGCAGGGUGGAGUGCGUGGUCCAAGUGUACUAAGUCGUGCGGCAAUGGCAGCAUGAAGACACGCUCACUCUACUGCAACAAGAGCUCGCCAUUCGACGCUAUUGUCAAAUGUCCCGGAUGGAACCACCAGACAGUACCCUGUGAUGUUCCAAAAAACUGUCCAGUGAAUGGUGGCUUUACUCAAUGGACAGAGUGGUCUGCAUGUUCAGAGUCUUGUGGUCCAAAGGCAGUGCGCAUGCGUAUGCGUCUAUGCACCAACCCUCCUCCAACUUUUGGAGGCAACGACUGCGCCGGGUGGAGAUUUGAAGUUGAAUAUUGUAAACCAAAGGAAUGUCCCCAUAGACCUGGCAUACCAGCACUGGAAGCAUCAAAAAAUAACAAACAAAUUAUCUUUAAAACGUUAUCGGCAACACCUGUUAUUGAGGAAAUGUCAAACCGUCUUCCAAGUACAGCACCCGACACGAGCAACACUGCAAGAUCCAUUGCAGGUUACAGUGGACUCGCGAACAUUGACCAAGAAAUGGCGCACAUGCCGUCUAUACAAUCAUUACUCAAUAUGCCGCAGCAAGGAAACGUGAGACAAAUGUCCAACGCACCGAACGUGUUUCGUUUCCAAAGAAUGCCAAUCCUUCGUCAGUUUACCAACAGCGCACCGGAAGCUCUUGAUUUUCCGUCUCGGCAGCUAAUGUCUGCCUUGCAGUUUCUGAAGCCAGGAAUGGGUUCCAUGCCACAAGGAGAACAACAGGAGACAUACGAGAACGGUGGUAAAACCAUUCACGUGCAAGGAGACAACGACGUCGGAUUCACACCAUGGAGCGAUUGGACGCACUGCAGUGCCUCAUGUGGACGCGGAAUUAAAACACGAUCGCGUUCGUGCUUUAGUGCCUUCAAUGCAGUAGGAAUCGACAACGCCUGCGUAGGACCAAAAGUACAAACGAAGCACUGCCGGAUACGAAGAUGCCCAGUCGACGGCCACUUCUCACCGUGGAGUGACUGGUCCGAGUGCUCCAAGACGUGUGGAUCUGAUUCGUACCGGAAACGCGAGAGAACCUGUACAGAUCCCCCACCCAGGUACGGUGGGGAGGAGUGCGAGGGUAGGUCUAUUGAAAGACGUCACUGCUUGAAGCCGCCUUGUCAACCUGCUCUGGGUGCUUUCAACAUGAGCAAGGUGUUCCUGCAAAAUUUAAAGUUCAAAAAUGACUCUUCCAAUUCCACUGAUGGAUUCACAGAAUGGGGCUCAUGGUCACAAUGCUCCCGGACCUGCGGUUCAAAUUUGUUGCGCGUGCGUAAACGUUCUUGCUUCAAACAAAACAAUCAGGGUUGCAGUGGAUCAACGUCAGAAGUGAAGCCCUGCAUUCUCCCUCGGUGUCCCGAGGACUUCAUUGCGAGCUUCAGAACAGAAGCUGGGCUUGCUGAAAUGACUUCUUCAAACAUCUCUGUGAAGAAUGAAUUUGACUGGAGCCCUUGGUCAGCUUGCACAAAGACCUGCGGUGUUGGAUCAUACCGCACGCGCGAGAGAACCUGUUCCCUAUCUAUACCGGAGGACUUUAAGAAGGUGUGCAUUGGUUCUGAUAUUCAGAAGGUCCCUUGUAUUGUACCCUUUUGUCCAAGAGCAGCAACAGUAAUUCCCAGUUCCACUCCGCAACAAGGGAAUGCCAUGAAAACAAUUUCAACUCUUUUCCUGAAACCCGCAAAUGCGCCUCUGGUCCAACCAGUCUACCCACUCAAAUCAACCAAUCAGUCUUCUGCACCAGCCAAAUCAACCAGUCAGACUUCCCUUUCCUCUCCGAUCGCCCCAUCAAAUUCUUCAGCUAUGGUAAAGCCCCCCUUUUCGUCAGGCGUUUCUGGUGCAAACUUCUCUGAUUGGUCGCCAUGGUCUAGGUGCUCAGCCACGUGUGGUCACCAAGCUGUCACGCAUCGGAAACGAACUUGUAAGCUGAUUGGUGCAAAGACUUGCCAAGGAUCUAAUACCGAAACAAAGCAUUGUCAAUCUCUUAGGUGUCCAGUUCAUGGCGGUUUUUCUCCUUGGUCUCAGUGGUCACACUGCGCUGUGACGUGCGGUGGGGCGCUUAAGCGUCGACAGCGUAGCUGCAGUAAUCCUAAACCAAUGUUUGGUGGGCGGGACUGCUUGGGAGAGAGGGUACAGACAAGAAGCUGUGGAACGGAAGCGUGUUCUGUGAAUGGAGGUUUAACAGGCUGGACUGCGUGGUCGACUUGUUCUAAGACCUGUAACACAAACACCGUGAGCAUCCGAGAACGUUAUUGCACCAACCCUCCCCCACAGGGUAAAGGAAAAGAUUGCGCUGGUCAGCGGAUGCAAGCGAGGGCAUGCGCAUCAUCAAUGUGCCCAGUCGACGGUGGUUUGUCCGAGUGGUCUUCGUGGUCUCAAUGCCGGCGCUGUGGACGAACACACAGGAAACGAUUUCGGUCGUGUACUAACCCACCGCCUGUGAAUGGCGGCAAACCUUGUACUUCUCCAGUUGUUCAAGUGCAAAGAUGCCCCGUCAAGCAAUGCAAAUCUACUUUAGGAUUUGGCCAGUGGUCUUCAUAUAGUCCAUGCUCCCAUUCGUGUGAUGGUGGAGUGAAAAAGAGGAGAAGAAGAUGCAGAAGACCACACAAGGGUUGUUAUGGACCACGGAUACAAAGGAGACGGUGCAAUGAACACAGAUGUCCUGAUGGGAACUACCUUGUGCGAGCUGAUCCUGUUGAGCUGUGUGGACAUAACCCAUGCAAGGUGGCAAAAUGCGUUACAAAUCCCUCGGCAAUGUGCGUCAGCAGAUUCAACUGUAAUCCGAUCUUCUUCAACAGAGAAGGACGAAUAAUUAAAUCGUGCAAAGGAAACUCCAUCGUUUUAUCAGUUCCUCCAGAACAAGUCUGCCGUUUUAACCCUUGUGAAAAGUCUGCAUGUUUCACCAGCCAAGCUGAGCGCUGCGCAGUAUCGUACAAAUGUAAACCCAUCUUCUUUGGAGCAGAUGGUCAAAGAUUGAACUGCAGAGAGGACGCAGAGGACUCCGAUUCAAACGACGAGGAAGGCAAUGACGUAAACAGCGAUACCGACGACGAAGAAAAGAGUAAUGACACAGAAAAAGACGAUGCGGAUGUUGAAGACAUUUCGGAAACAGACAGCGACGAUAAUCAUGAUGAUGAUGAUGAAAAUGACAAUAAGGGUAAUGACGAUGAUGAAAAAGAUACAAAUAGGCAGAAGAAACGAAAAUCGCACACGAAAAGUGAAGAUGAAGAUGGUGAUGAUGACGACGAUGAUUCUAAGGAAACCGAGAGUGAUGAUGAUAAAGAUGAUGACGACCAAGAUUCCAGUAACACCAGAAAGAAGAAUACCACUCCAGUGGUCAACCUGAAAGACGAGUCGUUACACGAUGGUAUGGUCAGCGGUAUGGGCUCGGAGAUCUCGUUCGUCUCAAAGCACGGACCUGCUAAGUUCUAUUGGCUGAAAGGCGGUGGCAAGGGUUCGAAUAAUCACACCGAAAUGCUUGUUAUUGAAGCAACAGAAAGUAAAAAGUCUUCUGUGUUAUCUUCUCCAACAUCACGAAGGCCAAAACCAAAGGAAAAGUCUAAGACACGACUCGUAAACGACAAGACUACUCGUCACCGCAGGAAGAUAUGAUGUGUCCAAUAAGAACUUCUCUGAUUUUACAAUGUUACUGUCAAAUACCAAUUAUCAAUGAGGCUGCGAGGUGUAGGUUUCUAACAGUAGUGGUCUUCUCAGCCAAUUGCCAACAGUCAUGAUAAUCAUGUUAAGAAAAUCCUUAUAAUCCUUGUGCUCGGAAAAGUGAAAACUUUUUUGCAAAAUAACUUCUGGCUUAAAACGUAGGCAUAUAUAUGUCGUGCUUCUGCUGUGACGUUAUUAACAUUUUGCAUGUAAGCUUAAGAGCUAGUUUUUACUGAUUAGUUUUCUAAGUACCCUUGAACCUUAUCUUGAUGGAAGUUUCCAUGCCUAUAGAUACAUUGUUUUGGUUUUGAAGACGAGGCAUUUUAAAAUUCUGAAAGUGCGCAACAGAUAUGACAACAUUUUUAAUUUAAACUGUUAGCAAUAGAGAAAAUCAGCUAGGAUAGUGGCUAGAACUUGCCUUAACUCUUGUUCUUCGGGCUGGAUUGCUGGUGCACUCGAACUUAAGUUAUCAUAUGGCGCGCUAACUUCGCGAUCAGGCAAGAUUAACCAAAUCAUGUGCUGAGAUUGGCUACCUGAGUGGCAUGCAAGAUGGGCUAUCUGGUGUGCUCGGAAUUGCUAACUAUACAUGUGUGCAUGCUACAUGUACAUUGUGCUCUGUGUGCCAUAUAUUGAAUCCUUUUUUGACCAAGCUUGUUGCAAUUAACAUGGCUGGAUUAUUAUUACUGGCCUUGAUCUUGUUUAUGUAUGGAACUCAUUAGACAUAAAUAAGCCGAAAAUAUCUUGGUCCUCAUCUUUUUUGGUGUAUGAACUCCAUCUUCCUGUCAUCUUGACUGAACAAGCUAAGUUAUUGACCCAUAUGUACUUAAAACUAUUACAGUUGUUUUUUUUAAGUGUUACCACUAAACAUUUAAUUGGUUAAAUCUUAUUUGUAAUAUUAUUUGAUAAUGCUGUUUAGUAAUAUGAGUAUUGUUCAUAAUGAAAUCAUAUUGUAGAAGUGAAUGGAUUUUAAACCAAAUUUCAGUAAAAGAUGAAAUUUUUCAACUUCGUGUUAUUGUCAUAUUGGACUCAGAUGUACAUGUAUGGAACACCUUGAAAAGUUACUAAGCUUAAAUUUCUCAACUCAUGGAGUUUUCAUUGAAUCUUAUUGCACAUGAGAGCUCCCUUCGACUAACAUGCCCCAGUUGCUGUGAACAUUAUGAUAGUAUUUUAUGCCUAAUGGCUGACUACCUAACUACCUAUAAAUUUCCUGCCAGAAGGUACGGAGAGGGAGGUUCGGUCCGGUCACAACAGACUUCAACUAAAAUAUCAAUCCGUGAAGGCGUGAAUGAAAGUGGAUCACAAUAUCCCGGAGGAGGGGUUCUCCCGCCUACCGGGGACACCGUUACGGCAUAUGUGAACAUUAUCGUCGAAUCGUAAUCUGUCCCAGCAGGAGCCAUAAUCGGGGACGGAGACCGUAAGUCUUGGGAUUCGCGCGCACCUAUGAUAUGG